This is a messenger RNA of Poecilia reticulata (guppy), 2724 nucleotides long. NCBI's taxonomy places the organism in Eukaryota, Metazoa, Chordata, Actinopteri, Cyprinodontiformes, Poeciliidae. The record is from RefSeq and is a predicted model, not a curated record.
GGUGGAGGUCAAGCACAAGGACGGCUGGGCUCAGAUCUGUGACGUGGGAUGGACCGUCAAGAACACCCGCGUGGUCUGCGGCAUGCUGGGAUUCCCRCAUGAACGGAAGGUCAACAAGAACUUCUACAAACGUCUGACAAAGCGAGCUGCUGAGAAGGCCUCCAGUCCAAAGGUCUCAGCUGCUGGAAGGCAGCCAUCCAAAGCUAAAGCUAGCUCUAUGUCUAAACAGAGCAACCGCAGGAAAAGGUUGUACCUGGAGCGGCAGAAGAACCUGUACCUGCUCCGCUCUGUGGCGUGUUUGGGGUCAGAGGUCCACCUGGCGGCCUGCCCCCUAGAGUUCAACAAGCCCAACGCCACGGCAACCUGCACCGGCGGCAUGCCCGUCGUUGUGAGCUGCAUGCCCGGCCCGCUGUUCAUGCAGAACAGCUCUCUGAAAAAGAAAGUUAAAGUCUCGAGCAACGUGAGGCUGAAGGGCGGCGCCAGGUUGGGGGAAGGUCGGGUGGAAGUGCUCAAAGACAACGAGUGGGGGACGGUGUGCGAUGACCGCUGGAGCCUGCUGUCCGCCAGUGUCGUGUGCCGGGAGCUGGGCUUCGGCAGCGCCAAGGAAGCUCUGACGGGAGCCCGCAUGGGACAAGGAAUGGGUCCGAUCUACAUGAACGAGGUGAAGUGUGUCGGGAACGAGAAGUCGAUCUGGAACUGCCCGUUUAAAAACAUCACGGCGGAGGAUUGCCAGCACAUGGAGGACGCCGCCGUUCGCUGCAACAUCCCGUACAUGGGCCUGGAGAACUCGAUCCGGAUAGCGGGCGGCCGAAGCAGCUACGAAGGUCGGGUGGAGGUUCAGGUUGGGUCCAAGUGGGGCACAGUGUGCAGCACAGGCUGGACGACGAAGGAGGCCAUGGUGGCCUGCAGGCAGCUAGGGCUCGGCUACGCCAUGCACGCCGUCACCGAAACCUGGUACUGGGACAGCAGCAACGUCACAGAGAUGGUGAUGAGCGGCGUGAAGUGCACAGGAAGUGAGAUGGCUCUGAGCCAGUGCCAGCAUCACAAAACCGUCAACUGCCAGAAAGCGGCCGCAAAGUUUUCAGCAGGAGUCAUCUGCUCAGAGACCGCCUCCGACCUCGUCCUGAACGCCUCCCUGGUGGAGCAGACGGUCUACAUCGAGGACCGUCCUCUGCACAUGCUCUACUGCGCCGCCGAGGAGGACUGCCUGUCCAAGUCUGCGGCCAAAGCCAACUGGCCGUACGGACACCGGCGGUUGCUCCGCUUCUCCUCCCAGAUCCACAAUGUCGGCCGGGCCGACUUCAAGCCCAAAGCCGGGCGCCACUCCUGGGUGUGGCACGCCUGUCACGGCCACUAUCACAGCAUGGAUGUCUUCACCCACUAUGACCUGCUGAACGCCAACGGCAGCAAAGUGGCAGAGGGCCACAAAGCCAGCUUCUGCUUGGAGGACACAGAAUGUCAAGAAGGUGUUUCGAAACGAUACGAGUGUGCCAACUUUGGCGAUCAGGGCAUCACGGUCGGUUGCUGGGACUUGUACCGCCAUGACAUUGACUGCCAGUGGCUUGACAUCACAGACGUCAGACCUGGAAACUACAUCAUGCAGGUCGUGAUCAAUCCGAAUUACGAAGUGGCCGAGAGCGACUUCACAAACAACGGCAUGAAAUGCAACUGCAAAUACGACGGACACAGGAUUUGGCUCCACAACUGUCACAUCGGCGACGCGUUCAGUGAGGAGGCAGAGAAAAGAUUCGAGAAAUACCCCGGACAGAUAAACAACAGGAUCUCCUAACUGUAGACGGCGCCUACAUUGUGGGACGGAUGAAUAAAAAUAUGCCUCCGUAUUUCUAUUUGUUUUCAGGUGCUUACAUGACUCCCUAUAUUAUUUCCUCAUAGUUGUGUUUUUAUACUUGAAUAUUCAAGUGGUUAUGAUUAUGUCCUCUAGUUUAAUGUGAGUUUGUACUUCCUUUUUUUUUUUUUUUUUUUACAAAUUCAGAUUUUAUAGUUUUACAGUCGAUGUUUGACACAAUGUGCAGUCCUCUAUUGAAUGUUUUAGCUGCAAGGCCUGAAUGAAGCUUUAAUGUUUUGGUUUUAAACGUAUAACCAGAUUUAUUUGCCUUUAGUAUGCAGAGUCCAAACAUGGAACCCAAUAAACUCAUAUUUAGUUUGUCUUAAGCAACCAAAACCCCAGAGAUACACUCCCUAGAAAGAUGGAAGGAGCUAAAAUACAGAAAUCUGGUUGAGUUUGUGGUUUCAACAAAAACAAAUGAAAUGGUAGAACUACUUUUUCAAGGCACUGAAACCCCAGGAAGGGAACAAAUUUACCAAGAUGCAGUUUUAUCACCAAACUGUAUGUACUGUACAACUAUUGUUGUUUUACUCCAGUAAGCAUUUUUGCUACAAUUUGAUAAGUAAUUGUGAUUUUAACGCAAAGCCUGAAUUACAAAAACAUCCAGGUUUUCCGUCUCCCAUCCCAGUUUUGGUUUUGCAAAUUUGGCCUUCUUGUAUGUUAGAACUGCUGCAAUAUUUUGUGAAUGUAUUUAUUUCCAGUAUGCGUUUAUCAGCAAGUUUUCCCUCCAGUUCAAAGCCGUGCGUCGUUCCAGGCUGGGUUUAGCUCAGCCUCGUAGUCAGACGUUCCUCUGCAUUAGCAGGAAAAAACCCUGAAGUUGUAUGUAUUGUUGAUAUAACCACACCUGUUGCAUCAAAUAAAGCUCAGUUGAAUGAUAA